AUGUCAGGAGCGGGGGAAUCAAGCUCAGUGGCCACAGGGGUUGCUUUAGUAGAUGCGCAUACCGAAGUUGCGGAUAACGGAGUUCAAGAACGAUGGUUCACAUUCCAGUUCACAUGGGCUGGCAAGCCCUUCGAGCUCGAGAUCGCGGAGUCUGAUCGAAUAUACGAUCUGAAGGGCUCUCUGUACAGCUUGACGAACGUGCCGCCUGAGCGUCAGAAAAUCUUGGGUUUAGUGAAGGGCAAGCUUCCGCCAGAGCAAGAAAGGAUCGGUGAUCUGAAGCUCGUCAGCGGGAAGAAGUUUACUCUCGUUGGGACUCCCGAAGGCCACGAGAUCAAAGAUCCCUCCGAGAUCGAGUUCUUGCCUGACGUGGUCAACGAUCUCGACAUCGACUUCUAUGCCGACCCUGCCGCAGCGGAUACCUACAAGAACGACCAGCGCAAUGUCCGCAAGAUCAAGGAAAUGACUAAGAAGCUGAAGUUGAACAUCAUCCAUCCUCCACGACCCGGAAAGCGGCUCCUCGUGCUAGAUAUCGACUACACUAUUUUGGAUACAAAACCGUUGACCUCGGGUGCACUCCCUCCGACGGAAUGCAUUCGGCCAGGCCUGCACGAAUUCUUGGAAGCCGUCUACCCGUUCUAUGACAUCGUUGUAUGGUCCCAAACCAGCUGGAUAUGGCUCGAGACCAAACUCGUGGAAAUAGGCAUGCUUGGGGACGAGCGACGAAAUUACAAGAUCUCUUUCGUGCUGGACAAGACGUGCAUGUUCACCGUCUUCUCGAAACGGCACGGCAAGAACGUCUCCCAUCAGGUCAAGGCGCUCAAGAUUAUCUGGAACCACUUUCCUCAAUUUAACGCGAAGAACACAAUACACAUCGAUGACCUGGGUCGAAACUUCGCUCUGAACCCUCGGGAGGGCCUCAAGAUAUCAGCGUUCAAGAACGCGCACACCGAACAGGCCCGGAACGACCGUGAGCUCGCGAAGCUCUCCCGAUACCUCGUGCACAUCGCGUCCAUGGACGACUUCGAGGCGAUCGACCACAAACAAUGGCAUAACGUCGUCCGGGGGAUGCCACCUCGGUGA
Messenger RNA from Punctularia strigosozonata HHB-11173 SS5, 1080 nucleotides. RefSeq names its product HAD subfamily IIID h. The transcript has 11 exons. The record is from RefSeq and is a predicted model, not a curated record. Lineage: Eukaryota; Fungi; Basidiomycota; Agaricomycetes; Corticiales; Punctulariaceae. Gene Ontology annotation, molecular function: phosphoprotein phosphatase activity; protein binding. Gene Ontology annotation, cellular component: nucleus. Bases 1 to 1080 code for a protein of 359 amino acids.